Molecule: messenger RNA, 6706 nt
Organism: Oncorhynchus keta (chum salmon)
Lineage: Eukaryota; Metazoa; Chordata; Actinopteri; Salmoniformes; Salmonidae
Product: NACHT, LRR and PYD domains-containing protein 12-like
Exons: 9
Coding region: 1053-4052 (999 amino acids)
Molecular function (GO): protein binding
Source: RefSeq, a predicted model, not a curated record
ACUUCCGCUUCCAGGUCACCUCAUUCUCUUCUACAGCAGGAAUCUCUUCUCAACAGGAUCUCACCUUUUUGUUUUACAACACUUCUAUGGCCAUAUUAUGAUAUCUGAGAUUACAUCUAAUUGAUGGUGGACAAAAAUGGUCUUUCCUCUCAAAUGUGUACUGGGUGUGAACAGGGUCACGUUCAUUUGCAAAACGUUUUCGAACAUUGCAGAUAGAAAUUAACGUAAUUCAUUAUUGAACAAAUCGAAGGGGCAUGUUUGUUCUACAUAGCAUAUUUCUAUCUGGACGUUCCAAAACUUUGUAUCUUGCUGAACGCGCCCCUGUUCUUGACUUUUAGCACUUUUGCGGGUACCUUGUUUUGACUGGAAACCGCAACGGAGUUUGAAGCUGCCUCCUCGACCUAUUUUAAAACACGUAUAUUUACUGAGACACAGUGAUGGACUAGAAUCAAGUGAGGAAAUCCAACAAGUAACUAUAGAAUUGCAUUAUGUGUUUGCUAUUAAAUUAGAGUUGAUAAAUUUGCAAUGGGAUGACUGCAUGCCGUAUUUUAGCUAGUUAUUUUCUGGCAAGUCGUGGGCUAGCCCAGCACCAAGGAACGGAUGUAAAGAAACGCGGAAGCGAGUUCAGUGUUUAGACGAUGUAGUCAGAUUUUUGCAUUUAUAAAUCAUUUGGGAUGACCCCCUUUGCAUAAUCCAUUUGUUAGUUUUGAAGGCCAGGGAUUACACUGCAUUCGUGUGCCGUUAGAGCUCCCCGUUUUUUGUUUGCAGUGUUUUUGGCCUGAUCCUAAACCUAUUUAUUGAAAAAAAUAGUGCCUGAAUGGAUAGGUCCUCCGUGUUUUUGUCAGUUUGUGUCUUCUUUAGGUAGCCUAUUUAACUGAAUUAAUUUAUUAGCAAAUCAUUUCUAAUCUGUGAGCAGACAUUGAAUUGGGGCAGUCUUGCCAGUGCAUUACUGUAGCCCCAUACACACAGCACUAUUGCUAAUACAGUUAGGAAGACAAUAUCCUAAAUCUGUGUUAGGUCUAAGGUUGGUAGUGGGAUCUUUUCUUCAUCACAUGAGGGACGCGAUUGCCUGCCUUUACUGUCCCCUUCACAGCUACUGCCUCCGCCUUGGAAGGAAGGAAACCUUGGUCACAGGAAAUCCGCCUUUGAGGAAAAUGUUUCGCCCUGGGAGAGAAAAACAUCAGACUGAACCAAGGGAAGUCUCUGCCUCCCAUGUGGCAAAACUCAGUAAUAAGCUAAAAGCCAUCUUGAAGAAAAAGUACCAAAGUCCCCCAGGGGGGGAAACUGAGCAUCCAUUUUAUAUUCAUUGUGAUCUCCACUAUCCACCUGGUGAAAGUGGAGAGGGGAACCAACAUGAGUACAUUCAAAUUGAGCCAACCUACAGGAAGAGACACCAAGGGACAUGCUCACCCAUAGGCUUAUACUUUGAUUCUGAACUAGGCAACGAACAAGUCAGAAUAGCACUGACAAAGGGUGUCUCUGGUAUUGGAAAAACUAGCCAGGUGCGGAUGGUUAUUCUUAACUGGGCAGAGGGAAAAGGAAACCAGGAAUGUCCUCUCUUAUUUCCUCUUCCUUUCCGGGAGCUGAAUUUGCUGAAGGAGAGACUCAGUCUAAUUGAACUUCUUCACAAGUUUUUCCCAGAAUUGAAAGAACCUGGAAUUUCCAACUUGGAGAACUUCAGAAUUUGGCUCAUCUUUGACGGGCUGGAUGAAUUCCGACGUCCUCUCGACUUCAAGAACAGCCCGAUAGUGACCAAUGCCACAGAGGCCUCCUCCGUGCCGACACUGCUGACAAACCUCAUUAAUGGUAAUCUCCUUCCCUCCGCCGCUCACAUAUGGAUUACAUCCAGACCUGCGGCAGUCAGUCGCAUCCCUCUUCAGUACAUCAACGAAGUGACAGAAAUCGAAGGCUUCACAGAUUACCAGAAAGAGGAGUUCUUCAGGAGAGCAAUCCAUGACAAGAACCAGGCCAAUGCAAUUAUUGCCUACUUAAAGUACUCAAAAAGCCUCUACGUCUUGUGCCAGAUACCUUUUAUCUGUUCGAUUUGUGUGUUAGUCCUCUGGAGAAAGACAUUUCUAUUCAAUGAAGAAUGUGACCCCAGAGCUCUGACUCCAGUGUACACUGACCUACUCGCCCUGUUGCAAACACAGAACCAGAAUGCACAGGAGAUGGCUAUUAACUUGGGGAAACUAGCCUUUAAGCAGUUGGUGAAAGGCAACACGGUUUUCUACGAGGAAGACCUACGAGAGUGCAACAUUGAUGCCCGAGUGGCAGCUGUGUACGCAAAAGUGAACAUACCCAUCUUCAGGGAGGAUAUUGGGCUGCACCAAAAGAAGAUCUACUACUUUGGGCAUACCACCAUUCAGGAGUUCUUUGCCGCAAUGUGGUUUCUCCAAUCCUGCAACAGCCCAGAUGAAAACCUGAGGAAAGCAGUGGACAUGGCCUUGCAGAGCAAAAACGGAAAGCUGGACCUCUUCCUCCGGUUCCUCCUAGGCUUCUCGCAGAACUUCAUCCAGUCAAUUGCAGUGGCCGGCUACAAUUUGUCGGAGACACUGACGGAAGCAGUAGAGUAUAUCAAGAAGAAGGUCAUGGAGAAUCCCGCUUCACCGAGGACACUCAACCUGCUGAAAUGCCUGACGGAAUUGGGUGACAGCUCUUUAGAAACGGAUGGCGUGCACUUUCUCAAGACUGGAAUCCCCCCAGAUGCCCAAUACCCACGUGCACAUUGGUCCGACCUGGCCUCUCUGUUAGUGGCAUCAGAGUCUGGGCCGAUAGACAUGCUUGGGUUGGAAGUAAAGAAGAGAGGAGACGAGGAACUUCUGAGGAUGCUGCCAGUGAUCAAAGCUUCCCAGACAGCCACGCUGUCAUAUCACAAUCUGACUGAGAUAUUCUGUGAAGGUCUGGCCUCGGCGCUCACCUCAAAGGUGUGCAAUCUGAAAGCUCUGGACCUGAGUUUCAACACGCUGAAGGACUCAGGAGUACAACUGCUGGCGGCCGGCUUGGCCAAGCCACAUUGCCGACUGGAGAGACUGAAACUGUCCGGCUGCAGGGUGAAACAGGAUGGCUUCGCCGCUCUGGCCAAAGCUCUCAAAUCCAACCCCUCGCACCUGCGAGAGCUGGAUCUCAGCGGCAAUGAACCGGGAGAAGCCGGCGUGUUUCAUCUCGUUGACGGACUGAAGGUUGUUAAUUGCAAACUGCAGAUCCUGAAGCUCUCAAACUGCAAGCUGGGCCUGGAGCAGAGUCGCUCUCUUGCGGUGUUGCUGAUAGACAACCCCAGACACCUGCGAGAGCUGGACGUCAGCAUGAACGACCUGGGAGACCGGGGGGUGAAGCUGCUCAUGGACACACUGAAGUCAACCCAGAUAUACAAACUGGAGUUGUACUGUUGUCAGCUCACUGAGAAAUGCUGUGAGAACAUGUUUGGAUGUCUGGUGAACAUCCCCAGUCUGAGGGAGCUCAACCUGAGCAACAACAACCUGAAGGACGAGGGGGUCAAGAUGCUCUGCAACGUCUUCGGACUGCCCGCCUGUCAACUGGAGAAACUCAUUGUGGCGAGCUGUGGCAUCACCCUUGUCAGAGGGUUUCAUUUCAACUCUAUCCUCAAAGAGCUGGACAUCAGCAGGAACCAUCUGGGCGACUCGGAUGACUGGGCCGAUGUCUUGUUCUGCUUGUCUUCACUUGAGACCCUCAGGCUGAGUGACUGUAAAUUGACAGAGAAAUGCUUUGAGGUGCUGGUCAAAGCUCUCAGCUCCAACCUCACCAACCUGAAAGAGCUGGAUCUCUCUGGAAACGACCUGGGAGACCGCGGGGUGAAGACUCUCUACAUGGGACUGACGUCCAGGUGUUGUACACUGGAGAGACUGUUUCUGAGAUGCUGUGGGAUCACAGUAAAGGGCUGCUCCUCCCUCGCCGUAGCCCUGAAGUCCAGCCACUCCAGCAUCACAGAACUAGUCCUGAUGGGAAAUGACACGGGAGAAGAAGGACUGAGAAUUCUCUCUGACAUCAGGGAUGACCAACGCUACAAACUACAGACUCUAGAAAUCAACGAUUGAGAGAGGUCUUGACUCGCUUGAUGGGGUUCAUCUUGGCGUCUUGGCUUGGUCUUCAAGUUCUGUUCUCGCUCCGGUGAAGUGCUUCACUGUAAAGGGAACAGGAUGCUAUCUCGGGGCGCAGACUGGGAUUUGAGCGUUGUACGGACUUAUUAAAGAAGUGCCUAAACUUGAAAAAGUUAAUGCUAUAGAAUUCUAUAAAGUAGGAUGCCCUUUAGGAUAUCCCCUCGGUGUCUGUGUAAAUGUAAACUAAAGGAUGUUACUCAGUACCUUCUGCCUCAAUCAUGCUCAGUAACCCCGAAGGCCAUUGCAGUAUUUUAUUUGCACAUCAAUGUCAAUCCAAGAUGUUACAGUAUACAAUGUAGCCUUUACUGAAGAGAAGGGUGAUGCUAUGUUUUACAUAAUGACCUUAUUGUGUUUUCUUGUUGAACCAAGAAUGUGUCAUCAUUGGGAACCUAUAGUGGGACUGGAUAAAUGAAUAAUCCGUUUGGAGACAUUUUCACCUUUACCAAUUCUGAUUCCAGGCUGUAUCACAACCGGCCAUGAUUGGCCCAGCGUCGUCCGGGCAUUAGUGUUAGGAAUUUGAUGAAUAAUGACUAAACAAUAUCUACAUUGAAAUAGAACUAUAACUAAUUCAACUCUACCCUGUUUUAUAAUAUCUGAUAAAUAAUGUUAGUUCCUAAGAAAGAGUAUAUGUAGCAUGGAUAAGAGGUAAUUGGAAAUGAUACACACACACAUAACUUCCUACACAAUGGUUGUCUUAAGUAAGCAAAGAGGGUCAUUAACCUAUGUUUGAACCGACUCAACUAUAACUCUGUGGCGAUUAAAUAAGACAGCGAGAGCCCCACCAGGUUGUGUGUAUCUGGAACUGUCUGCUAAAGUGGUAAUAAAUUAUGGUGAGACUUCUUUAACGUUUGUUUGCUGACCGCCAUUAUCAUAGAAGAAGAAGCUGGAAAAACGAGAGGGGGGGGCGUGGAAGCGGAAAUCGUUCAUACAAUAGCAAGACCGAGAAUGGAGGUGCGAGAAGCGCUGAUAACUCUGAGAUUUGAAUGAGAUGGGGUCAGAUGGAGGGGAGGAACUUUAUGCUGAGAUCGACUCAGAUGACCAAUAGGGGAAUUGUUCAUUACAUUCUGAUUCUAACUGCGAUUCUGAUUAGGAGCCUGAGCUGCCUCGGCGCAAGAGAGCCCAAAUUAUGCCCACUUUGCAGGCGUCAAUUACUGGCGUUGCCUGCUGACAAUGCUCGGAGUAGAUUAUCAGCACAUAAUGGAAUCCUAGUGUAGUCAAUCCCUCACUUUACGCAAAAGACAAAAUCGACCGAGCAUUCGACAGCUUUCAUUGUUUAUGUAACAUGGAGAUGUUGCAGCACAUCAAGGAGACGGCUCGUGGGGGGAGAGAGGCAGAUGAAUGGGGCACCAGACACUUCCAGAUCCAGUACCAAUGAUAGGAUAGUAUAGUUUACCUGCACAUAUUCAUAUCUCAGUUGUUUUACACGGUCUGAGUUUAUUUCGAAAGGGACUGCUUCAUCCUAAUUCUAUUGCGUUUCAGUAGACGACAGUGCAGAGAGACUCACUCUGUUGACGUUUAGGAAUAUGGUGUUAUCUACCAUUAUGUGGUCCUGCAGGUCUCUGAGUCUGAUACAGUUAUUUGCAAUGACCACAAUGUGGGUCUCCAGCUCUGGGGUGAACAGUCCACCUCUUCCACCAGAUACUGGUUUUCUUGCAGUUCUAUAAAACAUUUGAAUGGUUUUAGUGAUAGAUCCUUCUCAUUACGAAAGUACACUACAUAUUACUGUACCAGUAAGACUACAGCAUUUACAGUUUCUUACCGGUUCUCAUUUCGAAAUAUCCGGAUGAUACCUGCAACAGUAUAACUGCUCAGAUUUGGUUGAACCCGUUGCCCAGCCUCCCUCAUGCUCAUCCCAUGGUUGACAACAUGAUUUCAUCAGUUAUUGUGUUCCCGACUCCCUUUCCUCUUCCCCGUCCUUCUUCACCUCUUUUUCCCCCUACUUCUUCACCUCCUCGUACUCCUCCAGUUCUCACCCCUCUUCCUCUCUGUCCAAUAUUGGCCUCCAUUAUUGUCCAAACCAAAUGUUUACCAGUGGCCUAUGUAUAGUUCUCAGGCUCUGAUUUGUAAGUGAACUCAUUAUCUAAGUGUUUUCACAUGUGUCAACGUGGAAAGGCAAUUGGAGAAAUAGUGUACGAAUGUAGAGACCAAUGUUUACAGUUUUGCUAGAAGUGUGUUAUUAAAUUGCAAACCGAGUGUAAAGCAGUGGGUGGUGUUUACAGUUUUGCAAAAAAGUGUGUUAUAAAAUGACAAACUCAGUGUAAAGCAGAGAACGUGCAUUCAGUUUGGCACACUUGGUAAAUGCAUCGGCUACAAGUGUUAAUGGUUUCAGAGAUAGUGCUUCAAGAAUCACUGUUAGUGUUUAAGCAUUCAGAAGAAGAAAAAGAAUCACGCAUCGGAGUCUGAAAAGGCUCUAGUCUAAAGUCAAGAGACAGUUGAAGUGUUGGCCACCGCUUGCUUAUGGCAAAUAACACCAGAUCAAAAAACAUGCAAAAGAAAGGAGAGGAGAUACGAAGAUAUUGAUUCAUGCGCAUUUUAUUUUUCACAUUUGUGAUUUGCUAAAUGUAAUCGACAAAUAAAACUGUUCAAAUGGA